Molecule: messenger RNA, 1599 nt
Organism: Arachis stenosperma
Lineage: Eukaryota; Viridiplantae; Streptophyta; Magnoliopsida; Fabales; Fabaceae
Product: putative F-box/FBD/LRR-repeat protein At4g03220
Exons: 3
Coding region: 1-1599 (532 amino acids)
Molecular function (GO): protein binding
Source: RefSeq, a predicted model, not a curated record
AUGGAAACACGAUCCACAAAGCGCAAGAAGAUUGCUCAUCGGAAUCAAACGACAGCGAAAGGCGCUAACAAAAAGAGGGCCAUUGAUAGGAUCAGUGAUCUCCCUGACGCGAUUCUUCACCGCAUUCUCUUCCUCCUUCCCAUCAAAUGCAUUGCACAGACGAGUGUUCUUUCAAAGAGGUGGAGAUUCCUCUGGACAACGUUUCCAGAUCUCGAUUUCACCACCAUCAGCCCUUUCACAAUCUCCCCGCCGACAACAAAAAACCGUUACAAAUUCUCAACCGUCAACCGCCACUCUGCCUCCUCAAGAAAGCCGGAUUUCAUCACGCAAGUUUUCUCGAUCCGCGAGAAGAAUUCUGACAUCAGAGUCCUCUGUUUUCGCGCCCGUUUAAGCUUCUCAAGGCUCAACAACCUGAUCCGAAGCGCCAUCCGUCACAACGUCAAAGAACUGGACGUUGAAGUCGCAACGGAAGUCGUUACAGAUGAUUAUUUCAACUUUCCUCGCUGCGUCAUCGGCAGCCAAUCGUUAAAAGUGUUAAAAUUGAAGUCCGGAUUUCGCCUCCCACCGUCCUCUAUCAUGAGGGACGGUUUCCAGUCCUUGCAAACACUCUCGUUAUCGCUAGUAAUUUUGUAUAAUCAGCCUUUUCUCUCCGAUUUGUUUUCCGAAUCAUCGUUUCCUCUCCUCAAGAAUUUGCACCUGGACAUGUGUUUUGGUUUGAAAUACCUCCGUGUUGGCUGCAAGGCUCUUGAAGAUUUCAGUUUACAGAAAUGUUUUCAGUUACAAGGAUUGGAUAUCUCGUGUGGGAAGCUCGAGAAUUUGAAGGUGGCGAGUUGUUUUGACGCGUAUAGUGAAAAGAGUUGGGUGAGAAUUAGUGCGCCGAAACUUCAAAAUUUGGUUUGGCACUAUAAUGCGGUUACAGAUAUGAGUAUGUUUGAGGAUCAUUAUCAUCAUAAUCAUCAUCAGUCCUCGUCGAAUUCAUUUUCGUUGUUCUGUGGUGAUGCUUCAGUUGGUUUCUUCAUACUGAAUGAGGAUGUUAGUAUUGGUAAGCUUCAAAGUGUGAAUAAUUUUUUGUCUGGACUCUCUCAUGCUCGUUCCUUGACUCUUGAAAGCCAAACCAUUGAGGUUCUAUCAAAUAAUAAAUUCUUUAUUCAGCCAUUUUAUAGUCUUAAAUCAUUAGAGCUGCAUACUGGUUUCAACAAAAGUAAUGUUCAAGGAUUAGCAUGCCUAUUCAGGAGCUCUCCUACACUCCACACUCUAAUUCUCAAGAUCAUUAACGAUUUCCAGAUUGAAAGAAAACAAUGGAACAGGGACUUGUGGGACAUGACAAGCACGGAGGAAGAGCAAUAUUGGGAAUCUCAAAUACCAAGUCUAAAGCCCUUUUUACAACACUUGAAAGUGGUGAAAAUCCAUGGGUUUCUGGAUUGUGAGAAUGAAGUUACACUUGCAAAAUUUCUCCUCAAGCAUGGGAAGGCCUUAGAAGAAAUGCAAUUAUGUGCAGGACAGGUCAAUGCUAGAGACACGCUUAGACGACAAAAAAUAAGGUCACAAAUGAUGGGAUUUUCAUGGGCUUCUUCAAACGCAAAAGUGGCAUUUCAAUAG